Molecule: messenger RNA, 2194 nt
Organism: Erigeron canadensis
Lineage: Eukaryota; Viridiplantae; Streptophyta; Magnoliopsida; Asterales; Asteraceae
Product: pentatricopeptide repeat-containing protein At4g02750-like
Exons: 3
Coding region: 207-1916 (569 amino acids)
Biological process (GO): RNA modification
Molecular function (GO): protein binding; RNA binding
Source: RefSeq, a predicted model, not a curated record
GACAAAGUGACAAAGAGAGAUAUUUAUAAUCUUAGAAUUAGGUAAUCUCAUAUAAUGGGCUAUUUAUUGGUUUGUGUUAUUUUGUGAGCCUUUACUCCAAGAAAAAUAUAUUAUUCUUUUCUUUUUUUUGAAAAGUAAGAAAAAUAUAUAUAAAAAGGAAAAAUUGAAACUAUUUCAAACCAAGCCCCAAUAAUAAAACAGCCUUUAUGCUUGUGUGGCGUCUUUCCCGGGCAAAGCUUGAAAAGGUUUCUUCUUCUAUUACUCACUAUUUCUUCACAAGCAUUUCAAAUUUCCAUUCAUUUCGAGAUGUAAAUAUCAGAAUCAGCACCCUCUUUCGUGACGGGAAAAUCGGCAUUGCCCGUAAACUGUUUGACGAAACGCCUAAAAGAGAUGUUGUCACGUGGAACACUGUGAUCACUGGUUACUGGAAAAAUGGGUUAAUCUGUGAAUCAAAGAAGCUAUUUGAUUCAAUGCCUUUGAGAAAUGUCGUGUCUUGGAACUCGAUGAUCGCUGGGUAUAUCGAAAAUGGUUGUAUAGAUGAUGCAUUUGGGUAUUUUAACAAGAUGCCCGAGAGAAAUAUCGCGUCAUGGAAUGCUAUGAUUUCCGGGUUUAUUAAGUGUAAAAGGAUUGAAGAAGCUGUGAAGUUGUUUAACGAAAUGCCAAGGAAGAAUGUCAUUUCUUAUACGGCUAUGAUUGACGGGUAUGCACAAAAAGGGGAGAUUCAGAAAGCUAGGGAGUUGUUUGAGUCUAUGCCAAGUCGUAAUGAAGUUUCUUGGACUGUGAUGAUUAGUGCGUACACGGAAAGUGAUCGGUUUGAUGAGGCUAGACAACUUUUUGCACGGAUGCCGUUUAAGAAUGUAGUUUCUAUGACUGCUAUGAUUACUGGUUACUGCAAGGAAGGAAAGGUGGAAGAGGCCAGGGUUUUGUUUGAUGAAAUUGAAUGCAGAGAUGAUGUUUCUUUUAAUGCUAUGAUAACAGGUUAUGAGCAAAAUGGAAGAGGUGUGGAAGCACUAAGACUACUUGUAGAUAUGAUACGUAGUCGGUUAAGGCCAGAUCAAUACACCCUUGUUUCUAUCCUUGCAGCAUGUUCAGGCCUUGCAUCAUUAACGGAAGGCAAACAAGCUCAUGCACUUGUGGUCAAGUAUAGGUUUGACACUCAUGUUUCUGUAGGAAAUGCUCUGAUCACUAUGUACAGCAAAUGUGGAUGUCUUCAGGAUUUUGAGUCAGCUUUUGAACAUAUUUGUAGUCCUAACAUUGUCUCUUGGAACACAAUCAUUGCUGCUUUUGCACAACAUGGACUUUAUAAGAAAGCUCUCUGCUUUUUUAAGAAGAUUGAGUUAAAUGAGGUUAAACCAGAUGGGAUAACAUUCCUUAGCUUACUCUCCGCUUGUGGUCACACAGGUAUGGUGAAGGAGAGUAUAUACUGGUUUGAUGCCAUGAAAAAUAUAUACAAUGUUACCCCCAGGUCUGAGCAUUAUGCCUGUUUGAUUGAUAUUUUGGGUCGAUCUGGUCAAAUUGAUAAUGCGUACAAGAUGAUCCAAGAGAUGCCUUUUGAAGCCGAUUUGGGAGUUUGGGGUGCCCUUCUUGCAGGAUGCCGUUUCAGUUUGAAUACUGAGUUUGCAGAAUUAGCUGCACAGAAAAUCAUGAAGCUGGAUCCUACAAACUCCGGGGCUUAUAUUAUGCUGUCUAACAUUUAUGCUGCAUCUGGUUUAUGGAGAAAAGUGACCUGUGUGAGACAUUUGAUGAAGGAAAACUGUGUCAAGAAACAAACAGCAUAUAGUUGGAUGGAAAUCGAAAACAUGGUACAUGAUUUCGUGGGAGGAGAUGUAUCUCAUAUAGCUAUCGACGAGAUUCACAGUGUUAUUGAUCAACUUUACUCACAAAUGAAAGAUAUCGAGGAUAUUGCUUUAAGCUAGCAAUGGUGAAACGGAGGUAUGUGUGCUGGAGUUUCAAUUAUGAAAAGUUGUCGUUACCUGGUUUUUUGGCGGAGAAGUAUACUUAGAUUUAAGAUUUAGCCACACUAUUAGGAAAGAAAAUGAUCAGUUUGUGUGUAAAUCAAAGAUAAUAUAUGAUAAAAUUCAUCCUAUAUGAUACAUUGUUCUACUGAAUUUCAUAGUGUUGGCAAACUGUGAAUGCGUACAUUUGUGUUUUGUAAAAUCAUGUUUAACUUCAUAAUCUACUAUAUUUUUAAUUC